CCUCCAUUUGUCAUUUCGUUUUUCAUUUUCAUUCAGAGCGGGUAAUAAAUUUGUGUCGUGGCCGAAUAAUUUUUUCCUUUGGGAGAAUUAUAAUUGUCCUCCAUACAAUUUAUAAAACAAAAUAAAUACGAAUUCCUAGGAAUAAAUAUUUUAUUGUAAAAAUGGAUAAAACAAUGAAGUACUUUCUUCUAAUUGGUUUAAUCUUCUUUUCGGGGAUCUGCCAAAUAUCCGCUGAAGGCGAUGAUUCUAUUGAGGAAAUCGAGCUGGAUAUGGGAGCCUUCAAGGAAGGUUCUCGAACAGAUGCCGAAACUUUAAAGAGAGAAGAAGAAGCUAUUAAACUGGAUGGCUUGAAUGUUGCCCAACUGAAGGAACUCCGUGAAAAGGCGGAAAAAUUCACAUUCCAAACCGAGGUCAACCGCAUGAUGAAACUCAUUAUCAAUUCUCUGUACAAGAACAAGGAGAUCUUCUUGCGUGAACUGAUUUCAAAUGCUUCCGAUGCUAUCGAUAAGAUUCGUUUGCUUGCCCUCACUGAUCGAAACGAACUCGAAACCAAUCCCGAAUUGUUAAUCAGAAUCAAGGCCGACAAGGAGAACAAAAUUCUUCACAUCAUGGACUCUGGUAUCGGUAUGACAAACCAAGAUCUGGUAAAUAAUUUGGGAACAAUUGCCAAAUCAGGUACAGCUGAUUUCCUAGCAAAAAUGCAAGAUCCAAGCAAACAAUCCGAAGGUCAAGAUCUUAAUGAUAUGAUUGGUCAAUUUGGUGUUGGUUUCUAUUCUGCUUUCUUGGUUGCUGAUCGUGUUGUUGUAACAACCAAAAAUAAUGCCGACAAGCAAUACAUCUGGGAGAGUGAUUCAAACAGCUUCACAAUCUCUGAUGAUCCUCGUGGAAAUACUCUGCAACGUGGAACAGUCAUCUCAUUGCACAUGAAAGAAGAAGCUCAAGAUUUCCUUGAACAAGAAACAAUCAAACAAUUGGUUCGUAAAUAUUCGCAAUUCAUCAAUUUCCCAAUUUACUUGUGGGAGAGCAAGAACGUCGAUGAAGAAGUACCCAUUGAGGAAGAGGAAGUCAAGGAGAAGAGCGCCGAUGACGAUGUGAUCGAUGAAGAUGAAGAUGCUAAGGUAGAAGAAGACAAUUCCGAGGACAAGAAGCCAAAAACCAAGAAAGUCACCAAGACCGUUUAUGAUUGGUCCCUCAUCAAUGAAAGUAAACCUAUUUGGACUCGCAAGCCAAGUGACGUAACCGAAAAAGAAUACACCGAAUUCUACAAGAGUCUGACCAAGGACACAUCCGAGCCUCUAGCCCAAACCCAUUUCGUAGCCGAAGGUGAGGUAACAUUCAAGAGUUUGUUGUACAUUCCAAAAGUUCAGCCAUCCGAGAGCUUUAACCGCUACGGUACCAAGUCCGACAACAUUAAGCUUUACGUUCGUCGCGUCUUCAUUACCGACGAAUUCAACGACAUGAUGCCCAACUACUUGAAUUUCAUUCGUGGUGUUGUCGAUUCUGAUGAUUUGCCAUUGAAUGUAUCUCGUGAAACCCUGCAACAGCACAAACUUAUCAAGGUUAUCAAGAAGAAGCUGAUUCGCAAGGUCUUGGACAUGAUCAAGAAGCUCGACAAAGAUAACUACGAGAAACUGUGGAAAGAAUACUCAACAAACAUCAAACUUGGAAUUAUGGAAGAUCCUAGCAACCGUUCUCGUUUGGCCAAACUUCUUCGUUUCCAAUCGUCGAAGGGCAAGGGCAUCACUAGUCUCAGUGAAUACGUUGAGCGCAUGAAGCCAAACCAAGAACACAUCUAUUUCAUCGCUGGAUCCACUCGCUCUGAGGUAGAAAGCUCACCAUUCGUUGAACGUCUCCUUGCCAGAGGUUAUGAAGUUCUGUACCUCGUUGAAGCCGUCGAUGAAUAUUGCAUUUCCGCCCUGCCAGAGUUUGAUGGCAAGAAAUUCCAAAACGUCGCCAAGGAGGGAUUCAAACUGUCUGAAUCCGAGAAGAGCAAGGGCAAAUUCGAAGAGCUCAAGUCGACCUUUGAACCUCUUGUCAAAUGGUUGAACGAAGAAGCCUUAAAAGACAAAAUUCUUAAGGCCCAAGUCUCUGAACGUUUGAGCAACUCACCAUGUGCGCUGGUCGCCGGUAUGUUUGGUUGGACUGGAAACAUGGAGCGUUUGGCCAUGUCAAAUGCCCACCAGAAAUCUGAUGAUCCUCAGAGGUCUUACUACCUUAACCAAAAGAAAACACUCGAAAUCAAUCCACGCCAUCCAUUGAUCCGUGAGCUGUUGCGUCGCGUUGAGGCCGACGAAGCUGAUGAGACCGCCAAGGAAAUGGCAACAAUGAUGUUCCGUACAGCCACUCUGCGUUCAGGUUUCAUGCUGCAAGAAACAGCUGAUUUUGCCGACAGUGUAGAGCGUAUGAUGCGACAGACCUUGGGAGUUCCAUUAGACGAGCAGCCUGAAAUCGACGAGGAAGAGGAUAACUUGGACUUGGAUUCCAGCGAAUCGGACAAGUCAGAAGAAGCUGCAGAGGAAGCCGAUGGUGAAGCCGAAGAAGAUGACCAGCAACAUGAUGAGCUGUAAAAAGCACUCCACAAGAUGAUGUAAAUCAACAGACUGAAUUUAUUAUUAACUUUUUUGUAUUAACGUACACAUCAAAAGUUUCAAUUUGUAUUUUCAUUCGUUUGUGUUUGCUCACAAGAUACAAAUAAGGCGCUUCAUUAUUCUUUUUUGAAUUCCUACUUAGCUACUUUAAGGAACAAACCAAUUAUUCUUUUGAUAGUGGACACAAAUUGUAACUUAGUUUAUUAAACAAAAAAAAGAAAAACAAUUUAUUUAAGAAACACUCCAACAUUACGUCGAAUAAAAAAUUUUAAAAGAACAAUAAAA
Messenger RNA from Eupeodes corollae, 2873 nucleotides. RefSeq names its product endoplasmin (gene Gp93). The transcript is spliced from 5 exons. Gene Ontology annotation, molecular function: ATP binding; ATP-dependent protein folding chaperone; ATP hydrolysis activity. Gene Ontology annotation, biological process: protein folding. Lineage: Eukaryota; Metazoa; Arthropoda; Insecta; Diptera; Syrphidae. Bases 162 to 2567 code for a protein of 801 amino acids. The record is from RefSeq and is a predicted model, not a curated record.